Sclerotinia sclerotiorum 1980 UF-70 is the source of this 1590-nucleotide messenger RNA. RefSeq lists its product as hypothetical. Gene Ontology annotation, cellular component: plasma membrane; fungal-type vacuole membrane. NCBI's taxonomy places the organism in Eukaryota, Fungi, Ascomycota, Leotiomycetes, Helotiales, Sclerotiniaceae. The record is from RefSeq and is a predicted model, not a curated record. Gene Ontology annotation, biological process: transmembrane transport. Gene Ontology annotation, molecular function: transmembrane transporter activity. Bases 1 to 1590 code for a protein of 529 amino acids. The transcript has 2 exons.
AUGUCUCCGAACGAGCAGAUGGAUCCCUCAAACUCCGCAGACGAUGUAGAGAAAGGCAUCUCCUCCGACAUCCCUCACGAUGCGCUCGCCGCCUCCUCUUCCAAAACACCCGCGCGCGACGUCACAAUCCCCAUACUCUCUACACCUCAAAACCGAUUCUUCACCUUCACCGCACGAAUUGAAAACCUCUUCGGUCUCGAAGCUCGAGGUAUUCAUCGCGUGCUGCCCGCCGAACAAACUACCAAAACUACUCUGUCAUUUCUACAAAUCGUCGUGCUUUGGUUUUCUAUAAAUACUGCGCCGCAGAAUAUUACGUUGGCGAGUCUGGGCACGGGGGUUUAUGGGUUGGGUUUUGUGGAUGCGACGCUUUGUAGUGUUUUUGGGGCUGUGGUGGGAGCUUUGCCCGUGGCGUAUACGGCGGGUUGGGGACCGUGGAGUGGGAAUAGAACUUUGAUAUGCGCUCGAUUUACUAUGGGAUGGUGGCCGGUGAAAAUUUGUGUGAUAUUGAACUUGGUUAUCUUAUUAGGAUAUUCCAUGAUUGAUGCGGUAGUAGCUGGACAGAUGUUAUCUGCAGUCUCACCAAAUGGCAGUCUAUCUGUGGAAGUUGGAAUUGUCGUUUCAGCCGUCUUAACAUUUACGGUAACAACAUUCGGCAUCAAAAUAUUUCAUCAUUAUGAGAGAUUCGCCUGGAUUCCACAAACAUUUGUUCUUCUGAUCUUAGCCGGAACGGCUGGUCCAAAAUUCGAUAUCCAUAGUAAAUCCACAGUCGAAGGCUCAACACUCGCUGGAAAUCGUCUUUCAUUCUUCUCGAUCUGUCUCAGUGCUGCAAUUACAUACGCUCCUAUAGCAGCCGAUUUCUUCGUCUAUUGUGACCCAAAAAUUGCAUCGCGUUGGAAAUUUUUCGCAGCAACCCUACUUGGUCUUUCCCUCUCCUUUACAUUCACUUUUGUCAUAGGAGCCGGUCUUGCAUCUGGUAUCACUAAUAACCCAUCUUGGGAAGCGGCAGGAGCAGGUUCAGGUGCUCUUAUUGUAGCUGGUUUCGAAAGUCUAGGUGGUUUCGGACAAUUUUGCUCGGUUAUUGCCGCUUUGGGCUUGAUUGCCAAUAUGGUUCCUCCUACCUAUUCUUGCGGUAUCGAUUUUCAGGUCCUAGGUCGUUAUCCGGCUAUGGUUCCAAGAUUCUUAUGGAAUACGUUCGGUGUUGUCGUAUUCACCGUUUGUGCACUCGCAGGUCGUAAUGAUCUUUCUGAAAUCUUCACCAAUUUCUUAUCUUUGAUGGGAUACUGGGUCGUUCUUUGGAUCGUUAUUACAUUGGAAGAAGAAUUCAUCUUUAGACGUCAUAAAAAUCCCACGUUUGUGUGGAGUGAUUGGGAUAAACAGGAAAAAUUACCGCUAGGGAUUGCGGCGUUUGUGGCGUUUUGUGUAGGUUGGGUGGGAGCGAUUUUGUGUAUGAGUCAGUAUUAUUUUAUAGGACCGCUUGCGAAGAUGGUGGGGAGUGAGGGAGGUGAUAUGGGGAAUUAUGUGGGAUUUGCGUGGGCGGGUUUGGUGUAUCCUGGGCUUAGGUGGUGGGAAUUGAGGAGGUUUGGGAGGUAG